AUGGAGGAGAAGAAGUUCCUCAUCACGCCCAUCACCAACGGCGAACUCGUCGGCGCCCACAAUUUGAACUAUGCUCAGGUUCUCGAUCAUUUUCAGUCUCUUUAUUACUUAUUUUUCCAAUGAAUAUCCAAAAAAAAACAAUAAAAACUACAUAUUCUCUAAUAUCACCUUUAGAAUGCUCAAAAAAGCACAUUUUUCCUGUAAAAAAUGGUUGAUCAAAUUUAUUUUUUUUUACUUGAAAAUGGCUCAGGAAUACUAGAGUGGCCCCUACAGGGGUAAGCUAGGGGCCCUUAAGGCUCUCCUCUUUCAUUUUUUUUUUUAUUUCGUUAAAAAUAAAUUUUUAUAAAUUUGAUUUCCCCUUAAAUAAUAAUAAAACCUGAAAAAAGUAACCUCGAUGAACAUAAUGCGGCGAAAUCCGAACCGGACUCGAAAAAUUAUUGAAAAUCUUUUUUUAUUUUCAAGAUUUUUUUGAGGGUAUUUCAACAUUUUUUUAGGUUCGGAAUAAUGGCGAAAAUCUACAAUUCAGGAGAUUUGAAUUGAACUUCUGUCCGUCUUUUCGAGAUUUUUGAACUAUCUUGGAACUUUUUUUUUUCGAUUUUCGAAGUAUUUUGCAUUAUUUUUUAACACUAAAUAAGCUUCAAAUUGACCUCAGCUUAUAGAAAUUCAGGAUAUAGAGGAAAAAAAUGCGAGUUAUGUUCAAAAAAACUGGAUUUCAGUCAUUUUUUUCCAAUAAAAUGUUAAAAAAAUGAGUUCAAUUUUUCUAUGAAAUUAACAAAAAAAUCAUUUUAUUAGAAAGAAGCUGGAAAGUUGUAUCUAAAUACCCUUCUCAGGACGCCAAUGGGACCAUCUUCCUGUAGCCUUUUUCCUUGUUCUCACGACCAUACGUGGGCAAGUUCUGAACAAAAAAAGCUUGCUAAAAUUAUUUAUUUGAAAAAAAUUUGGGCUAGAAACUCUUAAUUUCUACAUUUUUUUAGACAUAUUUUUCGAGAUUUUUUUGAUCAUUUUAUAUAGUUAUAUUGGUUUUUUUCUUGAAAUAUGCCAGCUUGAAACUGGAAAAAUGUGUUUUUUUAUUGUGUCGAAAUUUAUCAUUUUCGUGGAUGUUUCGGUGAAGCUGGCAGUGAAUGGACUAUAGCAAAAAAAAAAAUGGGCUUUCUAAAUUUUUUCUUUUUAAUCAAUAUGUCAUUUCCCAAUCUGGCCCAAAUAUCGAAAAUUUAACAAUUUACUUGCCGAACCGGCUUAUAAAAAAUCGAAAAUUCAAAAAUCAGAAAUUUAAAAAAAGACCCUCCCCAUGUAUGGUUGUGUUGGUACGAAGCCCAACUAACAGAAAAUCAAUUUUCCGGUUGCCUUUGGCCCUGAGAGACGCCCCAGAGACACCCGCACCGCAACAUUGAUGGUGAGUUCCAGAGCGAGCCGGACGUCGCGACGGUCGACGACAACGCGUCGUCGAAAUGCGACGGCGAUAUCGCCUCGCCGACGGACGACGACGGCGGCGGAGGCGUCGCCAGGUCGCGGACCCCGUCCGUCCCUUCCCAGUUUCCGUAUCCCAACAUUCCCUUGAUCUACAGGUGAUUUUUAUUAGGGGGAGGGAGAACUCGGUGUUUUUUUGAGUUAAUAUGGGAUAGAAAAGUGAAAAAAACAGUUCUAAUAUCUCAACAUUCCCUUGAUCUACAGGUGAUUUUUAGUAGGGGGGGAGAAUCGUUAGAUUUUUUUGAUUUGAUUUAGAAAAGUGAAAAAAACAGUACUGAUAUCCCAACAUUCCCUUGAUCUACGGGUGAUCAGGUGAUUUGGGUGUGAGAAAUAGAAGAAAAUAGCUUUUGGAGUUGUGCGCUCCAUGGAUAAGUUUUAAUUUCGCCAUUUUUUGUUUGUUUGAAUAGGAGAAUUGAGCUGUAGAGACUAAUGAACAAACUUUUAAAAAAAUAAUAAAUAAAUAAACACGAAAAAGCUAUACUUGUGCGCUCCAAGGCCAACUUUUAAAAAAUAACUCGGACUUUGGUAACGCGAAAGGGACGUUAGUAGCCUCAGAACUUUUAAGUGGUCCCUAGAAUCGCCCAAAAACGUCCGGAGCACGUCCGUUUCGCGUUACCAAUGUCCGAGAAAAGUGAAUACUUGGAAAGACCGAAGAGCUCCCUUGAGGGGCUACCAUAGUUGCACUGAAGGUGCCCCUCUAGGGACCGCCCAUAUAGGUUCUAUUAAUAAGGCGAAGAGUAUUUUUUUUAAAAUAAAUUUAGAAAAUUUGACUUUUCUAUUCAUUUUUUCAGCGGAUUUAUCAAAAUUUUGCGGCUUUAUCUUCUUUUUUACUGCAUCAAAAUAAUAUUUCCAAUUUUUUUUGCUUCAUAGUCCUGGAAAUUUUGUUUUUAUAUCGAUUUCUAGGCUUUUUUUCUUGCAGUGAGCCGGCCCUCUUCAGCCUGGGACAAUAUUCGUCGGCGGCGCCGUUAAUUGCAAUCAGCGACACGGCCCUGCCAAAUGUUCGCCUUUUUACAAUUAUUUUUCAAAGCUUGCGAAAGGCAAAAUUUGAAUUUUUUCCUUAGAAAUGGUCUCUUCUUCAAUUUCUCUGUUUUUUGGAAUUAUUAGGCUCAAGAAGUUUGAGAAUUUAGGACGUUAUUCUGAUCCUUUUCUUGAAAAUGCCUCCAGAUAAAUUGGAUAGUUACUUUAGGAAGUAACCUUCAUAUAAAUUACUCAGGGUUUGUCUUUUCCCAAUCAAGAAGUAGUUUAAGAUAUAUUUGAAUCGUCGGAACGACUCUGGGAUCGCCUCGAGUGCCACCGUCAACGAGGAGGACAAAAAUGAGCCGGCGACUCCGAAAUCCUCCAUGUACAUGUCGGACAUGUCCUUUGUUGGGUGCGAUUUUGAACUUAUUUCUACAAAAAAGUUUCGAAAAGAACCUAUUUCAGGGGUAAUGUGUCUUUUUUUCAUAUUUUUGAGCGGGAGGGGGUGUAUCUUUUUUUAUCUUCAUUAAGGGGGGGUGGGUUAUUUUUCCUUGAUUUCAUAUUUUCAAGAGAGGUGAUGUUCCUUAUUUUUCAUACUUUUUAGAAUGGGGGGGUAUAUUUCUUAUUCUCAUAUUUUUUUAGGGGGGCGGAGGCUAUAUUUCUUAUUCUCAUAGUUUAGUUUUUAAUGGGGGAGGGGUCGUCAUGUUCCUUAUUUUUCAUACUUUUUAGAGAGGGGGUAUGUUUCUAAUUUUUCAUAUUUUUUUAAUAGAGGGGGUGGUUAUGUUCCCAUAUUUUUUUAGGGGGUGGGUUUAUGCUCUUUUAUUUUUUUAUAUUUUUUUAGAUUUUUCGGGGGAGGGGUGAACUGAAAAACUGAGAAAUUUAACCUCUUGUGAACAACUUUUUUUAGGCCGGUUAAUUUUUUUCUGUCCUUAUUUAAAUAAAGAAAAGGCGUUUUUCGUGAUAAUGUUCCUUGAUUUUUUCACGUCGAUUGUUGCCAUUUGCCCCCGUUUUUUGUGUACUUUCUCGGCUUUUCCGCCACGAUUUUCCUCUUCGAAAGUGUCGCAAAACGACGGAAAUCACGCGACGUGUUGAUUUUUUGCAUUAGGAGGCUAUCGAACCAUCCUCUCCUGUUUUUUGGUUCCUUUCUUGUCUGAGCAUUGGGGAUUCGCAACAGGAAAAUUCAUCCACGAAUUUUGCAGACGACAUGGCCACAAGCCGUCAUUCUCGACCCGGGAAAUCCGCGAACAACACGCACGAAUGCAACAGAAGUACAGAGACGACACGAAAAGGGAGCGCAGAUUCACGGAUCCCGUGGAUUUUGAAGGUGUUUCGAGAAGAGAAGAAGAAAAAAUGGACCAAAUUUUGGUCGCACUUGGAAUGGUUCAUGUGACCGACUAGAAAAAAAUUGAUGGGAAAGAUUUGAAGCUAUUCCAAGGGCAACUAACUUUGGAACGCCUAUAGGGGUUAAGGGAAAAGAAGUCCUUAUAGAGAACAAAAAAGUGCCCUCAUAGAAGGUCAAGAUUUAAGUGGUCCUUAUAGGGGUAAAAGGAAAAAAAAGGCCCAAUGUAGGGGACAAAAUAGGGCUUCUUAGAAGGCUAAGAUAGAAGUGGUCCUUAUAGGGGAGUAGGGUCAGACACUCAAGCCUUUUCAACUCAAGCGGUCCCUAUAGGGUCAUUUGCGCUAUCUCCUGCGGGGAAAGGGGGUCUGAAAUUUAAGCCUUUCUAGCUCGAGCGGUCCCUAUAGAGGUUAUAGGAAAAACACGUCUUGUAGGGGACAAAAUAGGGCUUCUUAGAAGGCUGAGAUAGAAGUGGUCCCUAUAGAGGUGAAGAGUCAGACUAUUAAUCCUUUCUAACUCAAGCGGUCCCUGUAGGGUCUUUUGCGUGGUCUCUUAAGCGGUCCCUGUAAAAUCUAUUUUUUAAAUUUCUAUUCAUAACAAUAAUCGACUAGGAUGCCCCUUUUUCAAGCUUCAGCGGCCCCUAUAGAAAGGUAAAGUGGUCCCUAGAGGGGAACCUUCAAGAACUCGCCAACUUUGCCCUGUAGGGACCACCUUGGGGUUCAUAAGUCAGCUCAGGAAUUCAAUGAUCGUCUACAUGUACCUAAUCAAAGAGUAUUCUAACCUUUUUUUGGAAAAAGCCAGAAUAUGUAGUAAAUUACAAUCACUGUGAGGACCGCAAGCUUUAUGUUAAAUUUUCCUCACAAAAACUCAUUCUUUCCACAGGAAUCCUGAACAUCAUCGGCGGCUGUUCGUUCUGGCAAAUUUGGGUCUAUUCUCUGAUCGCCUUCCAACAAAUUCCUCACGCCAUGUUCAACCUGAACGUCGUCUACAUGAUGUACGACCCGGAACAUCAUUGCCAAGUUGGUAUCCUGUCAAAUUGAAACGAAGAAUUGUAGGAACAGUAAUUUUGAUGAAAAGGGUCACGAAGUUUGAGAUUUUUUAUUUGAGCGAUGCAUUCCUUUGCAUGCAUCAAAAGGCUUGGAUGACGAAAAAAUAGUGAUUUUUUGAAAAAUAGGCUCUUUCUAAUAAGGAUUCUGGGUUGAUAUUUCGAUCAAACUUGGCUUUUUGGUACUUUAAGACGCCCUGAUCCCAAAUAAGUUGAGAAAAACUGCGCCUUUAGCUUUUUAGUAGAGUUAUGACCCCUCGAAGACGCCAGAAAUCCUCUUUUUCUCUACUGAAAAAUACUUUGAGGCGUCAUAGCUGAACUAAAAAUUGUCAGAAAUGCAUAAAAUAUGGCUCAUUGGUUCUUAGGUAGCAGUAAAUGAUGCUUUUCGUUUUUUAGCAGGAUUAUGACGCUUCAAAGACGUCAAGAACUUUUUUUUUCUUCACUGAAAAAAUUUUUUAAUGAUAUAAUUUUAUUAAAAAGGAUAAAAAUGGAAUGAAAAAUUGGCUGAAUUGAACUUUAGAACAUUCUGAUUCAAUGUAAGUUGAGAAAAACUGCGCUUUUUGCCUUCUAGCAGAGUUAUAACACAUCCAAAGUUUUGCAGGAAAGAAAGAUAAGGAUUUUUGAUGUCUUUGAGCGUUCAUAACUCUACUACAAGGCAAAAGGCGCAAUUUUUUCUUUACUUGUAGAAAAUCAGGGGCUUGGACAGCCAUCUAACGGAAUUUUAUUGGAUUCUGACACCUUUACCUUGAUCGAUAAUAUGAUUAUUUUGCCCAAGAAAACGACCAGAUAUGAAGAUGAGGCUGGAGAACUUCUGAAAUUUAAUCAAUUGAUGGAAUAAUAAAAUAAAAUCUGAUUCUUUGGGAACCCAAUAAGGGGACAAAUCUUUGUUAAUUAAAAAAGCGAUCAUUUUCAAUUUUGAAGGUCCCUGGCUUCAACGACACGAACAUCACUGUGGACCCUUCGGCGCCGUUCCUCUGGGGCUAUGAAGACGUCAAAAACUUCAGUUUUGUCUUCCCCAGCAAGGACGACGCUUCACCGUAUUCUAUGGACACGGUAGAUAUCCCCUCCGGCAAAAAAAAGAAUAUUGGAAUGAUUGCAGUGUAAAUACUACCAAAGAAGCGAAGAGAGGUACCGGGAACUGCGACGGAUGCCGCUGGAGAAGGCCAGGGACGAAGCCUGGAAGGACACGGCCCACAAGGCCGAGUGCACCAGUUAUAUCUACUCGAGUGAUGUGAGUUUGGGGGGGCGGGGGGUCUUUUAUUGUUGAAGCUUUUUGGAAAUACAGUACUGGCCAUAAAGGUAUUUCAAAGGGGUUAUUUGAGCAUAACUUCUCUGAAAGUGGCUCAAAUGACUUCAAACUUCGCACAGAUUUCAAACAGUUAUGCAGUUAUUCAUCUUCAAAGAUAAAACUGAUUAGCUCGAGUCAGAUCAGAUUUGUGAGCAAAAAACCGAAAAUCGUAAAAAUAGAAAUUUUUCUCUUGAGAUUCGAAAAAUCAUAUUUCCAAAGAAACGUCGAGUCUCAAUCAGAAACUUUUUUUUGCUAGUAAAACAAGUCUUCGGAUUUUCAAAAAACCUAACCAGCCCCUUACAAACCCGAGAGUAAAAGCCUAGUGACUUUUUCUUCGGAAGACCCUCGCUUUUUGACGCCUCGUCAUUCAAAUGGACUUGACAAGGCAGGGUUGCGCGGAAGAUUUGCGGAACUGCAGUUGAAUCGAAAUUUUUGAAAGAGAAGGUUUUUUUCGUCGGAGAAAAGUUGUUAAUAGUGAAGUUAUGUGCAUUUUGAAGAUAAAUAUCGAAAAGUUAUUUUUAAAAAGGGUACCAUUAUUUAGAAAAAGUCUAAAAACAGUUUUACGGAAGACGGAAGGAAGUGCCAUUUUCGGAUGUUUCUAAACGAUGAGUGCUUAAUUAAAAUAAUUUUUUUGAUUUUUAUCUUCCAAACACUCCUAGAUUCACUAUCAUCAACUUUUUUUACGAUGAAAAAAUUUUACACCGCUGAAAUUUCAGUUCAAGUUCUCUUCCGCAAAUUUCUUCCGUGCAACCCUGAUACAACGUCAAUUUUGUUUGAGCACACCCCGUUUAAUGUUGAAAAACUUUGAAACACCCUCAUAAAUAGUUUUACACUGUUUCCCUCAGAUUUCUCACUUUAUCCGCUCUCCAGAAUUCACUAACUUCACUAGGACCGAUUUUGAAACCUCUGAUUCGCACAGUUUUUCUAAAAAUUCGAGAAAAUUUUUUAAGGACGGAAAAUUUCACAGUGGUUGCCCCGUCAAUUUUUAUGUUAUUGUCAAUAAUUUGGAAGACUUCUCAGAAAUCGCAUUAUAAUCCUCUCCAGAAGCUUAAAAUUAAGUCCGAUAUCAUGUUAUCGUAAGUGGCGCUCCAAAAAAAGGACUUUUUAAACCUAACUAGGAAAAUUUUUAGUGGCCACUAUAGGGUUUUGACGUUUUAGUAGUCACUAUAGUAGUCAAAUUAAUGGCCACUUGAAGGGUUAAAAAUUAGUGGUCACUAUAGAGGUCUCAGUGCUACUACUAGACCACUAAAAAUUUUAGUGGCCACUUUAGGGGUCAAUGGAUCAACAUAACUGAUCCAAUCUGUUUGUUUUAAAAUUAUCAGAGUUACUGGAAGGAAUACUCGAUGAAAAACUACUGAAGUGGCCACUAAAUAAAGAACCUCUAUAGUUUCCACCAAAACGGAAAACAGUAGCCACUAUAGAGGUGGGUUUAGUGGCCACUAUAGUGUCCUAUCCAAGUAGUCCUUGGCGAGCCUCUAUAGUGGUCACUAAAAAUUUUCCCAGUAAGCUUAAAUUUAUUCAUGCCAACCCGAUACAUUUUUAAAUUUUGAAGAUCAUGCGGGAGACCCUUGUGACGGACUAUCACCUGGUCUGCAAGGAUUACCUGCGAAAAGGCCACGCCCACUUGUUCUACUCGUUCGGUUACCUGGUCGGCUGCAUGGUCGGAGGCGUGGCCAGCGACUCGUGAGUCAUCAGAAGAACUCGCAAAAACCCCGGAAAUUUCUCCAGAUUCGGCCGUAAACCAACCAUCAUUGGGUUCGGAAUCUUGUCGUCGCUCUUGGGGAUGUUCCUGCCCUUCGUCGAGUACUAUCCGAUGUUCUUGUUCCUCCGAUUCUUGUCCGCCAUCUGCAACGAGGCGGCCGACCUCGCCGCCUACACCCUCUGCAUGGAGAUCACGGGUGAGACAUUCUUAGGGCUGGAAUCUCGAAAAAUCCCUAUAGUGAUCACUCGUAAAACUUUGUUCUCCUCCGCGCUCUAAGACCCCUCCAUGCGCCUUUAAUAUGAGGGGAAUUUCAAAAAGCUACAUAACCGAGUCAUGUCUCUAUGCAUGUGCCUUUAAUUUAGCUGUUUGUCUUAUUAAAGGCGCAUACUCAGAGACAGGUCACGAGUUUUGCAAGGAAGCUUCCCGGAAGGGUUUUUGAGUAAAAGGACUACAGUACCCUUCCAAAAAGAUUCCCUUCGAAACUCACAAAUUGUCUCUGCGCAUGCGCCUUUAAUUUAGCUUAAAAAUCGCAGUCAUAUCAAAGGCGCAUGCUCAGAGACAACCACGAGUUUCGAGAGGAAGCUUCCUGGAAGAAUUCUUGAGAUGAAAGGGCUACAGUACCCUUCCAAAAAAAUUCCCUUUGAAACUCACAAAUUUCCUCUGCGCAUGCGCCUUUAACAUGGCGGGGACUUUCAAGCUAAUAAAGGUACAGUACCCUUCCAAAAAGAUUCCCUUUGAAACUCACGGCCUGUCUAUGUGUAUGCGCCUUUAAAAUGACAAGACUUUUGAGCUAAGAGCUUCAAAACCCUUCAAUGCUCGCGGCUUGUCUCAGGGCUUGCGCCUUUUAUAUGAGGGGAAUAUUUGAGCUAUAUAAGCUACAGUACCCUUCCACAAAGAUUCUUAUCUUUGAAAAGUCAACGAAAGAUUGUCCACUCAUUUUUGAGUUUUUUUCCCAGAAAUUAUAUGGUUAAAAUGAAAUUUUAAAAUCAAAAAAAGGUUCUUUGUGCAGGAACUCGGUACCGGGCGAUGGUCGGAAGUAUGCUCCAAGUGCCUUGGGCCGUCGGAUACGCUCUCUUGGCCCUCAUCGCUUAUUUGACGAAAAGCUGGAAGACUAUCCAGGUCUGAAUCCUUUCAAAAAUUGAAUUUUUUUGUGAUAAAUUCUUUCUUUAUCGAUUUUUUUCAUAGAGUUAUGGAGCUUCAGAAAUCUUCAAAUAAUUUUUUUAAUGGUUUUUUUGUAGUUUGAAGGCUUUAUAGGAUCAAAAAUUCGUGAUAUUUAAAAGAAAAAUAAUAAAUUACGGCUUCAAGUUGGUUUUUAAUGCGAGAAACUAGCUUAUUUUUUUGAGUAUUUUCGCUUGAAAAAUUUGUUUUUUUACAGCGAAAAAAGUUCUAGUUUUUUUCUGUAGCCCUGGAAAACUGUUCUAUUACUUCCUAUUAAAAAAAUUUCAUGCGUUCUUCCAUUUUUUUCUCUGAGAGCUUCCAAAAUCACUUUAAAACAGAAGAAUGCGAAAAAAACCGGCUUCUUUUUUUGAAUAAUUUCAGUUGAAAAAUUGGUUUUUUUAUUGAAAAAAAAUCACCCGGUCUUUUUAUAAUUGUUUAAUUGAUUAAAUUUUAAAAAUCAUGGAAGGGCUCUUUUUUCUCCUUGUGAUCUUGCUUUUCAAGGUGAUCGCCGGCGGGUUUCAUUUCCUGGCAGUUCUUCUGAUUUGUUCGAUUCCUGAAUCCCCACGAUGGCUCAUCGUUAAAGAGCGCGUCAGCGAAGCUGAGGAGGUCAUUCGGAGGGCUUGCAGGUCAGAUUUUGAAAGAGAAUGAUUUUUUUUUAAAUUUUGUGUGCAUUUCCUCAAAGAUUUUACCGGGGAUAUUCUCUAACUUCUUGUUUUUUUGACCAAAAACACUUUUCUAACGCUCCAGGGCUCUUUUUUCCUAUUUUUCUUUCAAAAUGACGUUCCAGAGACCCUCCCUUCCCAUUCAAUAUGUGCCGAACAAAAUGCGGAAAUCUGCCGUCAGAUCUCGAAUUGGUUUGCCAUCGAGAGAAGAAAAUCAAUACCAAGGUUUCUAUUCGAUUUCAGAAAAGUUUGGAAAAAAUAAUGAUAACUUUAGGGAAAAAUCACGAUCAUGGAACUUUUCACGAUGAAAGAAUUGCGUUUCCGAACGAUGGCCGUGUGUGUCGUUUUCAUGGCGACCGCCUUGGUUUACUACGGACUUGUCAUGGGUUUGCACUUUAUUGCUCAUACUACAGAAAAUGCCGGAUGUUUAAAAAAAAGAGAGAGAGAAUUUGGGUUGAAAAUGAGUCGAAAAUGAGUCGAAAAAUGAAGAUUUUUGCUCAAAAAUGGGUGACCCGUUUUUUCAGCUCUUUCCGACCAAUCGGCACCGGGACGAGUCCUUUUCACGGGUUAUUAUCAUUUGAACAACGGAAUCGCCGGUUUCAUCGAAAUCCCGACACUGUUUUUCUGCGUCUACCUCAUGAAGUUGGGUCGGAAAAAGUGAGUUUUCGGGAGAAAACUUCCCAAAAUGGAGGAAAAAUCGUAUUAUUCUCAAAAUUUUGAUAAUGGCGAACUUUAUCUUUUAUCUACAAGUUGAAAGAAUGACUGCUCGGAUUGGAAUAUAAUUUUAAUCAUCAGAAAGUUAUUUUUAACCUGAAAAUUCAACAUAAAUGAGGUCAAUUGCAUCCAAAAGUGGUGAAAACCUUGAAUCCAAGUCUAAAAAAAACUCAAAAUCAUGUGAAAUUUCCCAAAUUUGAGAGCCCUGAUGCUGACGCUGUUGGCCGCCGGCAUCGUGAUCCUCAUCGGAAUGUUCGCCGUCAUCAGCAAACACUACAUGAUCGCCCUGUCCCUCAUGCUCCUCGGCAAAAUCUGCGUUCAGGUAAAAGAACCCGGAAAAAUGAGACAAGCUUAAAAAAUCACUCUAAAUGUCGAUUUUCGAACAAAAACCAUUAUUUCAAAAUCAGCAAAAAAAGUUCGUCCUCGUGAGGAUCCGAACCUGCGGCCUUUUAAAUGGGUUAUACUUGGUCUUUCCUCAAAAAUUCUUCACAGGAUUUUUGUGUGGUUCAUCCGCUUGAAUACUAUGACAUGUCUGCGCUCUCUUUUUUUUUCGCUGGCGCAGAAACUCCCUUUCCCCAUGAUGGGGGUUGAGAGAGCGCAGAGAAGUCAGACAGGUUCAAUUUUUUUCAAUAUUAGAGAAAAGAAAAUUUUAGUUGAGAGAAAAGAGAGCCCAGAGAAACCAGGCUAUUUUAACUUUAUUCAAAAUUUGAAAAAAAUGGCUCAGUUUGAAUUAAGAAUUGGCCAAAAAUUUAAUGUCUCUGACCUGUCUGCGCCCUCUUGUCUCUCUCCAGCGCAGAAACUCUCUCUUCUCAUAGUGAGGGCUGAGAGAGCGCAGAGAAAUCAGACAGAUUCAAUUUUUUCGAAUUUCGAAAAAAUGAAAAGCUUAAUUUGAAAAUAACUCUAGCCACAACUUGGAGCUCUCUUUUUUCUCUGCGCUCUCUCUUGUUCACACUCUUUUCAAGUUUCUUUGGCCUCCACGGGGAGAGAGAAAAGACGCAAAGAAAACAGAUUGUGCCAAGUUUCAGCGAAUGAUUUAAAUAUUCCAAUUUUUUUCGUUUUCCAGGGAGCCUUCAACAUUUUGUACAUUUUCACCUCGGAACUGUACCCGACCGUAUGCAGAAACACGGCCGUCGGCGUCACUUCCAUGGUUUGCCGCAUUUGGAAUGGCUUUUUCUCAAUAUUUCACAUCUUCAGGUGGCUCGUUUCGGGUCAGGAAUAUCCUCCUACAUCGCCCUCCUCUCCAACAUCUCGCUUCCCAUCGUUCCAAUGAUCAUUUUUGCCAUUUUUUCGCUCUUCGCCAGCAUUUUGGUGCUGGUUUUGCCAGAGACCGGCGAAAAACCACUUCCUGAGACGUUGGAUGUUCGUUUUUCUAGUGUUAUCUUGCAGUUAGAGAACUGAUAAUGGAAAAAUUGAGUGAAAAACAGGGAGAUUCUAGCAAAAAUCAGGAAAUUUUGAGCUUUUUUAAACUUCUCAUAAAAAUGGCAAAAAAUAACAAAAAUGCGAGUUCACUCGGCCUUAUUUUGAAUUUUUAAACUAAAAUUGAGAACGAUUUUUGAGCAAAAAAAUUAGGGAGAUUCCAUCAAAAAAAUCGUUCAUAAUAGGUCUCAUAAAACAAGAAAAAAAGUCAGGAGCACAGAAUUCAGGAAUACUCGGCACCAUUUUUGAAUAUUAAAAAAAUAAAAAAAGGUGAUUUUGAAAAAAUUAAGAAAAAUUGGAACCUUUUUCAUAUAAUAUAGCUCAUACAAAAACAAGAAUUGGGUCUAAUUUUUUCCACUUUUCAGGACGCGAUAACGCAACCAGAGACGCGUGUCCAUUGUAUGUAUGGAUUCAUGUUCCGCGGCGUCGGCCGGUUGACCCGAAGCAUCUCGUUGACCGAAAAUCCGACCAGCGACUUUGAUAACGAGUUUGUCGAUUUUUUUCAUUCCUAAAAUAUUGGAAGCCUUUGAGCCACGAUCUGGGCAGAAAAAUAAAAUAUUUGAUGUUAACUUGUUAGACUUUUGUGAGUUUUUAAAAAGCGUUAGAUGUUUUUUUGAGUACUGACAAAGAUUUUGGACUCUUUUUUGUAUUUCUAAGAGAAAUUCCCGUUUCAAGUUUCUACUAAAAUGUUCCUUUUACCUCAUUUUCUUCGUUUUGUUUUCGUACAAGAGUUUUGAAACUUUGGAUACAGGUAGAUAAUUUUUAUUAUUUAUUUAAAAUUCAAGACAGACUUUUUGAAAUCUUACUUUUCUCGAGCUUCAUGGUUAAAAUUUCAGAAAAAAAAAUUCGCAUCAUUUUCAAGAUUUUUGAGCGGAAACUUUGAAAAUUUAAUUUUCCAGUAAAAAUGGUCAAAAAAGGGAAAAUUUUUAGAGGAUCGCGCCGUCCCUCAAGCGCCAUUAGAAGGAACGUCAUGUCGCCGGUUCCACCAGUUGUUUAUUCGCGAAAUGUUCGUUUUUUACAGACUUACGUGACUUGAAACGCUAAAAAUUGCUUUGAAAGCGCUGAGAAAUGUAGUAGAAUUUUGGAUGAUUUGCCUAAAGCUGCGCCCGACCUUGAGCGGCUUCUCUCUGAGCUAGAGGAUGCCCCCCAAGCGCGAGUUGUUUUUCGUCGGGUGCAAAAAAUAAAAUAAAAUGGAUUAUUCGAAUAUUUCAAGGGACUUUGAGCCAUUCUCCAUGACACCACAGCGUUUGAAAAAAUCGAAAAUAUUAUGAAAAAAAUUGAAUUUUUGCAGACAAGUCGAGCCGAUUCGAUUUUCGCCGAACUGGCCGACCUCCAGUUGCCCGAGAAGCUCCCGGAAGCCUUUGACGAAUAA
Molecule: messenger RNA, 13117 nt
Organism: Caenorhabditis auriculariae
Lineage: Eukaryota; Metazoa; Nematoda; Chromadorea; Rhabditida; Rhabditidae
Source: the annotation of a GenBank genome assembly